Molecule: messenger RNA, 932 nt
Organism: Abrus precatorius (Indian licorice)
Lineage: Eukaryota; Viridiplantae; Streptophyta; Magnoliopsida; Fabales; Fabaceae
Product: germin-like protein subfamily 1 member 1
Exons: 1
Coding region: 21-689 (222 amino acids)
Cellular component (GO): cell wall
Molecular function (GO): manganese ion binding
Source: RefSeq, a predicted model, not a curated record
UUGUCUUGUUUCUUCCUACGAUGGCCAAAAUGAGUACCCAUUUUCACUCUCUUCCACUAUUAGUAUUCACCCUAUCCUUCUUAUUGGGCCGAUGCAGACCUGACCCUGACCCACUUCAAGACUACUGUGUUGCAGAUAACCAAAACAAUUUUUUCAUCAAUGGUGAGCCUUGCAUCAACCCAAAACAAGUUUCCCCAUCGCAUUUUGUCACAUCUGCAUUAUCCAAGCCUGGCAACACUAGUAACACAUUCGGCUUCAGUGUCACCCCCACAAACACUUUUAAUCUUCCUGGGCUUAACACAUUGGGCCUUGUACUGGUCCGGGUCGAUAUAGCGGGUAACGGGAUUGUGCCACCUCACUCUCAUCCACGGGCCUCAGAAGUUACCACUUGCCUCAAGGGCCUGCUUCUUGUGGGCUUUAUUGACACAUCCAACCGUGUCUUUACCCAAAACCUGAAGCCCGGUGAGUCAUUUGUGUUCCCAAAGGGCCUUGUACAUUUCUUAUUUAACAGUGACACUAGGGAACCAGCAUUGGCCCUAUCUGGUCUCAACAGCCAGAACCCAGGUGCACAAAUAGCAUCACUUGCAUCAUUUGCUAGCAAGCCUUCUAUUCCUAAUGAAAUACUUGAGAAAGCUUUCCAAAUUAGUGGCAAGGAAGUGGAAACUAUUCGUAGAAACCUUGGAGGAUGAUAAUUAUGCUGAUAAUGGAGGUGAUUAUAGUUACCAAUAUGAUUAAUUUAUUAUUGCAUUUUGAAACUAUGAUGCUUGGGAUCUUAGGUGGGAACAUGAUGUUAGAUUGGCAUAUUUAAAAUGUUAGAUUGCGUUUUUAAAAAUGAAAAGAAGAAGACAUGCAAACCGACAUGUUAAGUUACAUGUUUAAUAAUCAAAUUAAAAUCAGAUGGUUGAUCUGAGCCAUGUAUUGACUACUAUUCU